Molecule: messenger RNA, 339 nt
Organism: Microsporum canis CBS 113480
Lineage: Eukaryota; Fungi; Ascomycota; Eurotiomycetes; Onygenales; Arthrodermataceae
Exons: 2
Coding region: 1-339 (112 amino acids)
Source: RefSeq, a predicted model, not a curated record
AUGGCUUUCCCAAGCAAGGCCUACAGAGUGCUUUACUCCGUAUCGCAAUGGGAGAUUGAACAUGAUGCCUUGGCUUCACCGGAGGCAGAGUCAAAUGGCGUCUCCACGGUUGGCAGAAGUUCAUCACUACAACCCUACAUUUGGCAACAUUACUACUUCGUUUCAUUUAAUACUACAUGCAAGACAUACGUUAAAAGUAAAUGGAGCUCCCUGGCUAUGAUAUCCUCGCCUCCAGGCUUCCUUCAAUUCUCUCGCAUAGAGAAUAUACUAGCAGUGCCUAUCAUCCAGUUCACUACAAGUCGCUUCAAUUACUCGAUGGAGAGUUCUGGCGCGAAGUGA